AUGGUCUCGUCCAUCGCUUGGAAGAAUGAAUGUGCUGUCCCAGAUACUCCUACGGCACCUGGCACCAAUGACUUGGUUCUUGCAGAUAUGGCUCUGCCUUUGGACAUCCUUCAAUUUUCGAUGGAUGUAGCUGCCGAGGUUUGGUUUUAUUGCAGCGACCCGGAUCCUACCAUUGCGAAGCUGGGCCUCGUCGCGACCAAAACAUGA
Messenger RNA from Penicillium diatomitis, 207 nucleotides. RefSeq lists its product as uncharacterized. Lineage: Eukaryota; Fungi; Ascomycota; Eurotiomycetes; Eurotiales; Aspergillaceae. The record is from RefSeq and is a predicted model, not a curated record. Bases 1 to 207 code for a protein of 68 amino acids. The transcript is spliced from 2 exons.